Molecule: messenger RNA, 2400 nt
Organism: Syngnathus acus (greater pipefish)
Lineage: Eukaryota; Metazoa; Chordata; Actinopteri; Syngnathiformes; Syngnathidae
Gene: tmeff1b
Product: transmembrane protein with EGF-like and two follistatin-like domains 1b
Exons: 10
Coding region: 400-1494 (364 amino acids)
Molecular function (GO): protein binding
Source: RefSeq, a predicted model, not a curated record
CUUGCGCUGGUCACGUGACAGAGCCGGCCCUUUGUUGAUGAGCUUCGUUCGUGGAAGAAGAACGACGACCACGAGAAGAUCUCAAAAGAAUAAAACUUGAAACCGCUCGGAAGAGCGCAAGAAGAGCAAGACGGAGAAGCAGCAGAAGCCGAAGCUCGUUUGGAUGUUUGGCCUUGUGGGGGAUGGAGGCGCAGUACGGGCUGUGAGGGGGUCGCCGUGCGUCUGCGUGGGGGUCGCCGCCGUUCGCCGCGGGCUCCGCUUUGUGCUACCUUCCUCCUCCUGCUCCUCCUCGUCGGCGAUAUGAGGCGCUGAAGGCCAUCUUUGCGCUUCUCGUGCGGCUUUGGAGACAAAAGCGUGUGAUUUUCCUGCUCUUCUGACAUCAUCCCGUGCUCUUCCAUCAUGGCUCUUGUGGCCUCCACCGCUUCGUUUUCAUCAUCAUCGUCCUUCCUGCUACUACUCCUUCUGCUGCGCCUUACCUCCGCCACGAGCGCAACUGCUCGAGGAGGAGGAGGAGGAGGAAGCGCCACGCUCGAAUGUGGACCGGGAAAGAACGCCGAGUGUCCAGACGCGUCAGUGAAGAAGAGCGAUCUCCGCGUGUGCGACGCGGGCACGUGUCGUUUUGGCGGGACUUGCCGCGAGAACGGCGCCGACAUCAAGUGCGUGUGUCACUUCCACUGCCACAAGAAGUUCGUCCCCGUCUGCGCUUCCAACGGCGACACGUACCAGAACGAGUGCUUCCUGCGACGAGCCGCCUGCAAGAAGCAGCGAGCCAUCAGCAUUGUGUCCGAGGGAGCCUGUUACCACGAUGGCUCUUCAGGAUCUGGAGAUGGAGAUGAUGAAGGUUCUGGCGGCAGCCGCGGCAAAAAAUCGUCCAAAUGUGGAAAUUGCAAGUUUGGUGCUGAGUGUGAUGAAGACUCUGAGGACACGCUCUGCAUGUGUAACAUCGUGUGUAACGGCCACAACGACAACCCGGUUUGCGGCGGCGACGGCGUGACGUACGACACGCCCUGUCACGUACGCGAGGCGUCCUGCCUCAAACAGAUGAAGAUCGACAUCCGCCACGUGGGACGUUGCCAAGACAAAAGCAGGAAGGACGACGGCGUCAAGAUGAAACCGGACGUCUUUGGUGUUGCCAAGUCUGGUGAGGGAGAAGGUUUUGCGGAAGGCUCCGCCCCCUGCCCACCAGACCACGCCCUUAUUUGCAUACACGGCCAAUGUGAGAUGAGGAGCAACCAGGCAACAUGCAGGUGCUCGGCGUCGUACGGUGGCCCUCAUUGCAACCAGCUGGUGGACUUCAACAUCCUGUACGUGGUCCCUAGUGGCCAGAAGCUGCAUUACGUCCUGAUCGCCGGCAUCAUCGGCGCCGUUCAGAUCGCCAUAAUCGUGGCCCUCGUCAUGUGCUUCACCAGGAGGUGCAACAAGGCCAAGCGAGGGCGGAGGCAGAAGCAACAUUUGGCUCACUUCCAAUCUGGAACAUCGUCCAGGAUGAUGUAGCCUAGCCUAGCGUAGCCUUGCGACCGCUGGUUGGCUGGCUGCUUUUUUCCACUUGAUCCACUUUUUUCACAGACACUUUUGAUAAAUCCACAUGUGGUGCCUCUUUUCGUUCCUCAUCAGAUACUUUAAACUCCUGAGGGAGUCUUAGUUUGGGGGCAGGGGGAAAUUCUCUUUUAUUUGUAUUAUAAUUAUUUUUUAAAUCUUUUUUUAAUAUUCUUUCGUUGUUGAUUUUGCUUCUGGACGCGUUUGUGUCCUCCGUUGCUGAAUUUCUUCUGAGAGGCAAGUGCAGACGAGCUCAGACUCUGGAAUGCGCCAAUGAGCUUUUUUGUUUUCUGGUUAGCUCGGACGCUAACGCCUCUUAGCUUUUGUUUACAUUUUUGAAUGAAAUGGCACAUUUUGGGGAAUCUUAUUUAAAAUGUUUGUAGCUCACAUUAUGGACCUUUUUCAAACUUAACGUAAGCCUUUUUUCUCCACACAUUUGACUUCACAAGUCUGGACGGUUGCCAAAAGGCACCACGAGGCACUUGAGCGCACGUGAUGCUGUUGGCGUCCUCCAGAGGGCGCGCUCAUCUCAACUUGUCCUGUCACACGACAAGCAAAAUGCUUUGUUUUUUCUACUCUUCAGGUCCAAAGCAACGAGUUUCCGGAAAAUCCAUUCCAAUGUUUGUUUUCUUGACCUUUUGUUAAACUGGGACAAAGAUUUUUCAUCCACCUUUUUUUUCUUUUUGAAAUAUCCAAUGUCUGUAGCAAGUGUCCAUGUUGCUCGUUUUUUAUGUGUUAGAUGAGGCGGCCACCAGUGGUUCCGGUCCCAGUCUCGGUUCCGCUUGCGGCUGCGCCGUAGUUGUUGCAUGCUGCUGUCAACUGUCACUGUGCUUGUUGUAGAAGUAAAUCACCAUGGUAACUGAU